Messenger RNA from Amoebophrya sp. A25, 1694 nucleotides. Lineage: Eukaryota; Dinophyceae; Syndiniales; Amoebophryaceae. The record is from the annotation of a GenBank genome assembly.
AAUAAACAUGCACAGAUGAAGUUGCGAACUACUUGCACAGAUUGUGUCAAAGUAGAUGUUCUGCACUACAGGCUCUAGAAUCCGCCCAUGAACUCUUUUCGUGUUCUCUCAUGCUGAGUUUUUACGGUGGUCUUACGGGGUGGGAAAAGAGAUUUUUAUGUGCUCGUAAAGAGUGAGGAAUCGCACUUGACAGCAUUCACAUUUGAAGAAAAGUAAAGAGCAACGAGAUGAAGCAAGAAGGUAUGGACUAGCCAAUAUCAGAAUAACCAUUUGCUUUUUCUGAACAUGAGGAAAUCAGAGACGUCUUAUCAAAAUCAUCGAACCUCAUGAUAAUCCCCAACAUGUAUACAAAAUUACCAACAUGAUCAUCCCUGGAACAUCGUCCAUCCAUCAACAUUAUACUAAACGAACAUUGAUCAACAGUAUAGAGUUUAGUCUUCAACAGUCUAUACCUAACAGAGAGUCUUCAACAUAUAGGUUUGCGAAAAAUGCCGCGUCGCUCGUCCGCCAGAGGUAGUAGUUCGCCACGUGCGGCUCCUGCACGUGCGCCUCCCGCUCCAGCGGCUCCUCCGCGACAGUUAAGGCUAGUUUGUCACUAUCCCAUGUGGAGUAUGCUGAGUGGAGUCCCCCUUGAUUUGAAGGGGAAACUAAGGGGGACGCACGGCAUAGCACUCAUGCAGAGAUAGUGAAAAACUAGCGUUAAAACAAGCGGCUCCGCCUCCGCCUGCACCCAUGCCUGCGGCUCCACCCGCACCGAUGCCAGCCGCUGGAGGCGGCAUGAUGUCUGGCUUAGCAGGAUCUAUGGCCAGUGGAAUGGCUGCGGGAGUUGGUAUUGAUAAGAGAUUCAAAUAGAAAUUAUAGGAGAUUGGCCUUUUGUCGCUACUGGCAUAGCUGCGGUACAACAAAUCAUAGGUGAACACCACCCACUACAAGUAAUUCUGGCAUAGGUUUACGUUCACAAUUAAAUUCUACGUAGCUAAGGUCGUCUUGUUCUGAAACAGAUUGCACUGGAUGUUAGUUGAGUUUCACCUUCUUCAGUGUCUAUCAAGACAAGAAAUUCACCUUCUUCUAGGUAUGUCCGUAGCGAACCGUGCAGUGGAUGCAAUGAUGGGUCCACGUCAGACUGAAGUGGUGCAUCGUCAUGAGGUACUUCUUUCUUUUGGAGAAAGCUUACUUCUACUUAGGUCUACUUUCUACAAAGAGUCCUAAAGGCGUACUAGACUCUUGAUCUUCUGGAAAAAAAACAAUCUAUCAGUCAUUGACGUACCAGACUCUUGAUUCAAUGCACUCCCAAUGUGGAAAAAGAACAAUCUAUCAUUCAUUGAAUCGGUUAAUCAAUCAAUCAAUCUAUCGUACCAAUGAAUUAACAGGAUGCUCCAGCUGCCGCGGCGCCGGCUGCUCCUGCCUCUGCUGUUGAUAAAUGUAUGAACGAAAGGGACUGGCUCAAGCAGUGCAUGGGUCAGGCAGGAGGUACCAAAAAGAUGUAUGCGUCUUCAAUGAUUUUUAGGAGUCAUACUAGAGCAUAGAAGAUGAUCUUUCACUGUCGAGGAAGAACUUUCAUUAUUCUGUUGUCGUUCAUUACUUUGACUUGCGUUGACGACCGAAUUAAUACUGAAAUGACAAAAUCUUCAGGUGAAGUAACGCAGUGCAACUAUUACGCGGAUUUGCUGAAACAGUGUCAAGCUACUGCGUGA